AAAUCGCUGGCUAUCACAAUGCUUGUACAAAAUGCAGCUUGCUUAGCAAUGUUGCUUUAGCAGGACAACCAUAUUCCCGCCUCUCUUACGCUGUCUUCAAAACCCCAAACCCAAAACCCUCAAAAUCAACACAGAAAUUCAGAUCAAAGAUGUCGAUCGCGACGCCUCCUGACAUGGUUGUGAAGAAUCGGUUCCUAGGGUUCUUAAUAUGGCAAUCUAUUCCCUCCACAGCCAUCUUCCUCCUCUCCAACACAUUCGUCGUUUCUCUAUUCGCUUCUGAUGCCAUUAGCCCAAUACUCAGACUCUUUUCCACCUUCUUCACCUUUCACCUCUCCCAGCUCAUCUUCUCCGCCUCCCUCUCAGUCGUCUCAUCUCCCCAACCCACUCCUCCUGCUUCCCCCAUCCAACUCCUUUUUGGGCUUGUCCGAUUACUCCUCAGCGAUUCCACCGACUUGUCCAUCGAUUUCCGCCGCAGGGCGAAAGUUUCUUUGAGUUUCGUGCUCUUCGUGGCGGCCUCGGCUUUCUCAGGGCUUGUCUCUGUGGUGCCGUUUUUCUGGGUUAGUGGUGUUGAUACUGAUGGACUGCUGAUGAUUGGAAGAGUGGGGAUUAGGGGUUUUGUAGCCGGUUUGCUUUAUGGGUUGUUUUAUAUUUACAAGAAAAGAUGGGUUUUGGAGUUCCCUAUUAUUCAGCGUCCACCUUUCUUUAGCUUCAAGAUGGGUCUCCCUUCAGCUCUUCAACGAGCGCUGGAACUUUCUGCUACUGCUUCUGUAUUUUCAGCUAUGUUGGUAAUAUUUUUGCCACAACAGUUCAAGGACCAAGUGACAGUUGGAAACUUCAUUACCGAGCAGAUAAUCUUUUACCUUGGAUGCUUUUCUGUGUUCCUUUGUUGGGAAUUAAGUCACCAUUUGCAUCAGGUACUUUGUACAAAACGGUUCAUAUUUGCACCACCAAAAGGAUCAGCUGCGGCUGAAACAAAUCCAAGUGAGCCUCUCCUUGCUGCUUUGGAGGAGAGCCUUCCAGGUUCUCUUCUGAAAUAUCUUGCAUACCUUGAUCUGUCUAUGGUUUGUGAGAAUAAUGUUGAUAUUUGGCGUCGAGCUGCCUUAUUUGAAGAAACUAGUGAAACUUACAAAAGAGUGGUAACUCUAUGCUUGAGGCCUUUGGAACAACUUGCAUUCAAGCUGAGUGAGAGUUUGGAAGGAUUUUCAGCUGAAAAAUCCUUUCAAUCAGCUAACCCUGUGCAGGCAAACGAUCCCCGACUUGAUUCAAAUUGCUCUGAACCAAUGAACAACUUUCAGCUAUGUGCAUGGUGUGCUCAAUCAGUUGCCUCACUGACUGCAAGAUCACACAGGGAAGACAGGUUUGGAGUUGCCCAACUCUCUGGUAGCAAUGCUGCUGUUAUGUCAGCACUCUUGUCUUGUCUGCUUGCUGUCGAAGCAUUCAUGGGGAAAAAGACGAGUUUGCAACCACCUCAUCAUUUGAUGGGGACGGGUGGCAUUAGAUGGGCUACAACAAGCACAGGAAGAAGAGAUGUUAGAACAGCUAAACGGAAAGGUAGCCUGCAAUAUUCAAAAGCAUUUGCAAUGGCUGAUGUUCUUAGAACCUCAAUAUAUGGUAUUGUGUCUGCUUUCCACAAGGAGAUGUUGAGAAGUGCAAAAGCAGGUGAUCUUGAAAAAGAUUGGAUUGAUAGUGGUAAACCUGUUUUUGGAACUCGUGAGCUGCUGGUGCAGAAAUUGCAUCUCUUCCUGGACUUUCGAGCUUAGCUAACCAAACACUAGAGAAGAAAACUGGGUUUCUUCAGUUUAUCCUCCCACUGGCCUUUUGUUGAUCCCCGGGCUUCCAUAUGCAUUUAUUGUAUGUUACAGGAUGAGACUGAGGAGAGUACAUUUCAAUUUUGGAUUGAAAGACAAGUAGCAUCGAAUGCUUGAUUGUGUAAUCUAGUUGCAAAGUGAAUAUCGAAUCUUUGUCUGCUGUGGCUCAUUGAAAAGUUAAUAUUAGGUCAAUGUUUGACCCUGAAGAAAAUCAUUGUUCACUGUUAGGAAGGUUUUGUGGUUAAACUCCCUUCUUUUUUCACUUCUCUGGACUCUCGAAUGCACAUAGACAUUUGAAGUUAUUGAUUUGUCUAUUGCAAUGGUUUGAAUGCUUGUUCCACCAGUAUUAGGAUCUGGGUUGUGAAUUUAUUUAAU
Molecule: messenger RNA, 2183 nt
Organism: Rubroshorea leprosula
Lineage: Eukaryota; Viridiplantae; Streptophyta; Magnoliopsida; Malvales; Dipterocarpaceae
Source: the annotation of a GenBank genome assembly